This is a messenger RNA of Acanthochromis polyacanthus (spiny chromis), 1967 nucleotides long. Its product is annotated as piggyBac transposable element-derived protein 4. Bases 384 to 1805 code for a protein of 473 amino acids. NCBI's taxonomy places the organism in Eukaryota, Metazoa, Chordata, Actinopteri, Pomacentridae. The transcript has 4 exons. The record is from RefSeq and is a predicted model, not a curated record.
CCGUGACUCAGGCCAUCAGUGAUGAGUCCGGAGACGACGAGCUGCAGGAGGACGGUGAAGUGUCGUCUGUCGACUCAGAAGCAGAGGAAUUUUACUUACUCGAUAUCCCAUCAUCACAGUCUGAUGAAGACUGGGAGCCAAUAUCUGCUGAAACAGCAGGGGUCCAACAGCAAGAGGCCAGUACCUCUGGAAAGGAGGAGCCCCAUCCCCCAACUCCAGCCAAAAGUGCAAAGAGGGGAAGGGGGAGAGGAGAAAGAAGAAGCCCAAGCCCCAUUGACCAAGCCAGCACAUCCGGGGAGAGGUGGAAUGAUGAGGACGUUCCUGACAUAGAGCCACCACAGAUAAUCUUUUGUCCUAACCGCACCCCAGGACCCCAGCUCAUCAUGACAGAAAAUUACACACCUGUCCAACUUUUCCAGCUCUUUUUCAGUAACGAUGUUUUGCUUACAAUUGUGAAAAACACAAAUGAACAUGGCUCUGCGCAUUACUCCACGCCCUCAAAGCCAUGGAAAAACAUUGACUUACGGGAUAUGUUUUGCUUCAUGUCAAUGUUGAUUUACAUGGGUGUGUUGAAGUGCUCAUCCUAUACAGAUUACUGGCGGAGAGGUGAUCUGUACAGUUUACAAUUUCCGAAAAGACUCAUGACAGGACGGAAGUUCCUGAGAAUGAUCUGGGCGCUCCAUCUCAGCAGUGCGGCAAUGGAUGCUGAGAAUGAGGGGAGAAGAGGCACUGCAGCCUUUGAUCGUCUCGGAAAAAUAAAGCCCCUAUAUGAUGACAUGAGGGAGGCCUGCAAGAGAAACUAUCAUCCAAACCAGGAGAUUUCCAUUGAUGAGAGGAUGGUUGCUUCAAAAGCGAGGAUUGGACUGAAACAGUACAUGAAGAGCAAGCCUGUGCGAUGGAGCUACAAACUUUUUGUCUUGGCAGACUCCAAGGCUGGAUAUACCUGGGACUUCUUUGUCUAUGAGGGAAAGUCAACAGUUAACACAGGGAAAGGAAUCAGUUAUGAGUCGGUAAUGGAGCUGCUAAAGCCCCAGUUGCUGGGCACAGGCUACAAGCUCUUCGUGGACAACUUCUACACCAGUACCACACUCUUUCAAGACCUGCUAAAGAUGAAGGUCUGGGCAUGCGGCACCAUUCGGACAAAUCUCAUCGGGUUUCCCAGAACCACAGAGAACAGCCUGGAUUCCAAGUCUCCCCGUGGCAGUGUGAGAUGGAUCAGGAAGGACUCCCUCCUCUUUGUUCAGUGGAGAGACACUAGGGAUGUCUCCCUCUGCUCGACAUUCCACCGAGCACACACAGGGGAGACUAUCAAACGGCGAGUCCGGAGUGCAGAUGGGCAGUGGGAAGUGAAAGACAUCACCCUUCCGCCAGUGGUCAAAGACUACAACCAGCACAUGGGUGGAGUGGACCUGUCGGAUGCCCUCAUACAGUUCUACAAGGUCCUCCACAAAACCAGGAAAUGGUACAAGACAUUCUUUUAUCAUUUUCUGGACAUUGCCAUCGUGAAUGCCUUUCUCCUCCACAAGGAGCUCGCCAUGGCUAAAGGACAGGUGCCGAUGAAGCAAAAGGCAUUUAGGGAGACCCUUGCAGAGGACCUGGCAAUGAUGGGUUCUGCUCCUGCUCCUGCUCCUGCUCAUCACAGGUUGAUGUAUAUUAGUGGGAACAGCACUGCCGGCCGGCUAAAGUGCAGAAACUGCCACAAGAAGACACCCGUGAAGUGUGUCACCUGUGAUGUUUCACUUUGCUUCCUGCCUGGACGGAAUUGCUACAAUGACUGGCAUGUUGCCAACAAUUUUUGGAAUUAGUUUCACGUUGACAUUUGUAAAUAGGUUGUGUUUUAUUGUAAAUGGUGUUUUGUUGUAGUUUAUUAGCAUGUUAUUAUAUUUGAUAUUGUUAUUUUUAGUAUUUGUCAUUGAUAACUGUAAAUACUAUCCUGUUUGACUUAUAAAAACAAUUUAUCACAUCUA